CAACUGGAUGGCAGGAUUAGGUUUUGCUUCUAAAUAAUUCCUCUUCUAGCGAUCCUUUUCGAUUGUGCUGCCUUAAUAAUGGCCUUUUGGAGUGGUGAUGUUUCUGAUUCUGGAGCAACCCAACUGAUCAUCUUGCUUACUCAAGAGAAGACAUGCCAUAUAUAAAGAGAAAGAGUUUACCAAAGCAUCUAAAGACUUCACCCUGCUAGAUCUGAUGAUAUAAGGGAAUCAGAUACACAAAUUGAGACAAACUUCUAAACAGAGGCUUAAUAUCACCACUCAGUCGACCAGAAUGCAUCUAAACCAAUAAACAAAAAAAAAUUCAUGAAGUCUAACGGAGAAUCAUUUGCGCUCAGUUUUAAAUGGACUAAACAUUAACUUUUCACUUUAAACGAACAUGUUCCUGUUAAGGAUCAUUUUGUUUAUUGCUGCUAUAUUGGCUCUGAACUUAAAACUGAGUUUCUGCACCUGUGCUCGUGCUGAUUAUGAGAUACAUGGAGAAUGUUGUCCUAUGUGUGCUCCUGGAAACUUUGUUUAUUGGCGUUGCUCUGUGGAUACCAGUACAACUUGUGUUCCAUGUCCUGAAUCAUCUUAUACAGACGAGCCCAAUGGUCUUAUGAAAUGCUUUACCUGCUCUAUGUGUGAUGCAGUUAAAGGACUAAGAGUAAAGAAGGCUUGCACACGCACUGCAGAUACAAUCUGUGAGCCACAGGAGGGAUUUUACUGCACUAAACAAAAUAAGCACAGCUGUACAUUAGCUGAGAAACACACAAAAUGUAACCCUGGGCAAUAUAUUAAACAAACAGGAACAGCAUUUACUGACACUAUAUGUGCUAACUGUACAGACGGCACUUACUCAAAUGGCUCUUUAAUGGCUUGUCAACCACAUUCAAAAUGUGACAUUAAGGGGCUUACAGAAAUAAAAGCACGAACAAAGUCAUCCGAUGUUGUAUGUGGGGAAUCUACUCCAGUUGCUCUUAUAGUUGUAGUUGGAGUCGUUUUAUGUCCUUUGAUGGUUGCUGUUACAGCUUUAUUAUUAUACUACUUCAAAGUAAGACGGAAACAACUAGACAGAAGUAAGAACUAAGUUCUUAAAGUCCCCCUGUAGUCGAUAAAUGUAUUCUUUAAAACGCUGGUUACGAAUGUAACCGUGGUUCUACGAAUAGUAGAAGACUGCCAGAGGCAUGAACAGAGUGUAAAAUCUUUGCUUACGAGAACUUUUUAGAGAGCCAUGAUUACAUUCGUAACCAGCAUUCUUUUUCAUACCUCCAGACCGCCAGAGGCGUAAACAGGGUGGAAGACUCAUACCAUCAAGUCAUGAGGAAUAAUAAUAAUAAAGACUAAACAUCUUUAUUAACAAAGUGCACAGGCACAAAACAAUCGACACACUACACCACACUGGGUAGCACAGCAGAAGAAACAGGUGGGAGCGAGACCACUUUCAGUCUGUAAAAACAUGAGAAAGUGCACGCCGAAGACCAAGUCGCCGCGUAGCAAAUAUCUGCGAUAAAGACCCCUUUCAAUGCGGCCCAAGAAGUUGCAACGCGGUUUACCAGCAGCACCAUAAGCGCAGCCUCAGAGACCCAGUGGACCAGUCUUUGUUUAGACAGGUUUGUGCCCUUUGGACAUGCCCCAAAGCGGACGAAUAACUGAUCUGUCGUGCGCCACUUAGCCGUCACAUCAACACAGCUUCGCAAGACGCAUACCCGGCAUAGCACCCGGCGAGGGCUGUCUGUAGUCCGAAACGCUGCCAGGGACAACGGCAAUGGCAGGGUUAGGCAAAAAGGCAGGGUUAGGCCACAGGGUGACCUGUUCAUUGUCAGGGCCACACCUCAUACACUGAGUACUUACAGAGAGGGCAUGGAUAUGGCACUUUCGUAGGUACGGUUCCCACAGACCGUUCACCCACUGAUCUUGCCAUACGCCCCCGAGAGGGAGGCGUCCGUCGUGAUCACCUCUCUGCGUGAUGGGGGAGGCCCCAUUUGCACACCCAACCGUAGAAAAUCGUCAUGCCACCAACAGGUGACGGAAAGGAGACAGCUCCCCGAGACCCGUACAAGGGUUCGCCGAUUGCGAACCGCAGACAGGCGAAGUGCAAUUAGCCACCGCUGAAAGGGACACAAGUGAAGUAGACCCAGUUUUAAAAAAACAAAUGUAAGGCAUUCUGUGCCCCAUGAGGACAUCUCGUAGCGCGCGAUGAAUCACUUCUCUCCUGACAUCGGUGAGGGAGGCACGCAUUGUUCAUGAGUCCAGGUGCAUACACCGUAAAAUUCCAAACUGGCUUACCUGUUCGACAACUCAGCCGAAGUGACAGUAAAAUCCGACAGUAAUGUUUAACAUGCGAGGGGACCCUGGAAACCAACAGGUACCAAAUCCAAUAUUAAUGCAACCAAUCUUGGAACAGCUAAGUGGGGAGAAAUUGCCAAGCCCAAGUAAGCUGCACAGCAGAACGAAGUUCUCACCAAGCGGGAAUGAAAAAGAGAAAGAUCAUGACGUUGUGAUAUGCUUUAUAUUAGACUAUUAGACAUCAUGAGGUCAUGAGAAGACAACUAAUUAAUAAGUUCUUGUAGCCAAUGUGCAAACAUAUUUCCAGUCUGUUUACGCCUCUGGCGGUCUGAAGGUAUGAAAUAGAAGUCAUUUUGAAUUUUGAUCAUCAGAAUGACUUUUAAACAAACCUGAUCUCACGAAUUUCCGUGGCAUAGUCACAGAAUUUUUUGCCAAUUUUUCCGUGGCAUUCUCACGGAUCUCCGCAUAUUUCCAUGGCCCUGCCACGGACUUUCUUUUCCGUGGCAUUGUCACGGAUUGGUUACUCAACUCUUUUGUCCUAUUUUCUUACCAUUGUCGCUUCGGUUUAGGGUUAGAUUUACAUAAAAUGACAUCCCUACCCAAACUCUAACCCCAACGCCAGGCGACAAUUGAUUAAAGUUUAGAAAUUAUAAAAGAAUACAUCAGGAAAAAAUAGUAUAAACCAAUACUUAAACAGGGUUUCCACGGGGUUGUAAAAGGUAGUAAAAGGUAGUAAAUUAAAUUAUGCCAAAUUAAGGCCAGUAAAAAGUAGUAAAAAGUAGUAAGCGUCAUCUGACGAGGUAGUAAAUUUCGAUUGCCUUUUGUAAUGUUAUGAUGCCUGGAAAUUAGUUCAAAUCACCUGCAUAUCUGGGCAAAUAAUCAAAGAUCUUUCGUCUCUGGGAUGUGAUCAAAGCCUGGAGUGGAGCCAAAUCACGUUCCUCUCUCCGCUGUAAGCGUUCUGUAAUCACUACGGACCGGAUCCACUCCGGGUUUUCUGACUGUAUCACGUUAAGCUGAGGUAAAACUUUUUCAGCUAGCAUGGUCAAACUUAUAAUGCAGGAAGGCUCCGAUGUUUUGAAGAUCGAUAAAGGUGUAAAAGACGAUUGACUUGGCUUAGCGAAAUGAUGAAGAUUGGCAAGCCUUUCAUUUGCGUGGGCUAAGAAAACCAAACAGGUAAUUGCGUGUCUUUGCACAGUAUGACUAACGUAAGAGGUCCUGUAUUUUGGGGGUAAAUGAUUUCUCACGUUACUGAUCAUCCGCGGCACGCUUUUUAAUGCUAUGCCGAUAUAGCCAGUGGCUGGUACAACGGAUUUGUUUAACUCAUGGGUAAACUUCAUGUGGCGCCACAACAACCAAAAGGCAGAUGACAUCCAAAUCCCUUGAGAGCGAUUGACGAGGAAUCAUAAGAGGAGACUGCUUCCGAAACGCUCUCGCGGGACUUUGAUGUCAUCCACCUGUCGGUUCUUGCAGUUGCAUUUACGUGUGGUCACAAAAACGUAACAUUUGUACAUAUAUUUAAGCACAACCGUUUAAAAACAAGUGAUUUUAAGCCAUUCAAACACAAACAACAGUGCGUCCGCAGUUUCUGUGUCAGAAGAGCAUGCAAGCCGCGCAUUCGUUUCUCAUUGAGCUUGUGUUGUACGUAUUUUUGCCGCUUUAUUGGCCUUAAAUAACAAAUAUGCCUCAAAAAUCCCGUCUUUGCAAAUAUCCUCAUAUAAACACAACCAUUUAGGUCUUAGGAGAAAGUAAACAGCAGAAACAUUGCGCAUAAACUAGCACAUCAGCGCUGCCUCUAUUGUAACAUAAUAAUUUGUUGAGAAAUGUACAGUCAUUCAAUUAACAACUGUCACUAUGGUUACAGACAUCCUGUGCGAAUUCUACACGAGUUUGACUCGAGUAACUCGUUCAGGGUUUAUAUUCAUACAUAACGUUACUGUAUUAGAGCUGUGACUGUAAACUGUUGUGUGAA
Paramisgurnus dabryanus is the source of this 4255-nucleotide messenger RNA. Its product is annotated as tumor necrosis factor receptor superfamily member 14-like. Gene Ontology annotation, biological process: immune response; signal transduction; defense response to Gram-positive bacterium. The record is from RefSeq and is a predicted model, not a curated record. Gene Ontology annotation, cellular component: membrane; external side of plasma membrane. NCBI's taxonomy places the organism in Eukaryota, Metazoa, Chordata, Actinopteri, Cypriniformes, Cobitidae. Gene Ontology annotation, molecular function: transmembrane signaling receptor activity; protein binding.